Hemibagrus wyckioides is the source of this 1807-nucleotide messenger RNA. RefSeq lists its product as uncharacterized. Bases 170 to 1516 code for a protein of 448 amino acids. The transcript has 2 exons. The record is from RefSeq and is a predicted model, not a curated record. NCBI's taxonomy places the organism in Eukaryota, Metazoa, Chordata, Actinopteri, Siluriformes, Bagridae.
AGCUCAGUGGACAUGUCUAUCAGGUUCCUCUUGAUGUGUGUCGGAACAUUCAUGUGAGGACACCAUUAUCAGGGAAUCUUACCAAGCAGCAGUUAUUUGAAGACACAAGAGUGUGGGACUCCUGAAGGAUUCUGCAAUUUUCAGGGGUCAAACUGGAUGAUUGCUUAAAAUGGCAUACACAAAGGUGAAACUGUUUAUCUUCCUCAUCAUUUUUAGUGUUCUAACUGGCAUCUUGAUUUCAAAAUGGAAACAUAUUCUUGGCCAGACUGAUGUUUACAUUGCUGGAAAUCUAUAUGCAGACACACUAUCACCAAAAAACAAUAAUUCGGAUGUACACAAUAUUCCAAAAUCUAUAAAUUCUAUAAUCCCUAUUAAAAACACAAGCCAUUUUGCAGUGUCUGCAUUCUUUGAUCACAGGCUCAAUAAAACUAUAAGAGUUAUCAGCAUAAUCAAAAGAAACAGUACACAGCCACUUUAUUGCAUUUUCUGCAACAAUGAUCAAGACUGCGAGUUUACUGCGGCUGAAAUUGAGAUACACACAGAUCAUUUUGGCUUCCCAUUUGGUGCUUCAGAUGUGCUGUGCCAGGGCAAACACACCCAGUAUGCAACCCACAUUGCCAUUUCAGCUGAUGAACACACAGACAUUAAUAACCUAGACUUCCUGCCAGUAAAGAACAGAGUGAAUGAAAACUCAUUCAAGUACAAUUUCACCAUCUGUAUAUCCAACCUUUUUGGGAACUACAAUAAUGUUCUGCAGUUUGCUCAAACUAUGGAGAUGUACAAGCUUCUUGGUGUACAACGAGUUGUAAUCUACAACACCGGCUGUGGUCCUGACUUGGAGAAGCUCCUACAGCACUAUGAGAAAGCAGGAUUUCUAGAGAUUGUGCCAUGGCCUAUUGACCAGUUCCUUAAGCCAUCUGCAGGAUGGAAUAUUAAAAUUCAUAAAGGGGACAUCCAGUACUAUGGCCAGUUGGUAACACUCAAUGAGUGCAUUUACAGACACAUGUAUCAGUCCAAAUAUGUCCUGUUGAAUGACAUUGAUGAGAUCAUCAUGCCUUAUAAAUAUGCUAACCUUGCAUUAUUGAUGGAGGCUCUGCAACAGGAGCAUAAAGAGGUGACUGUAUUUCUCAUAGAGAACCACAUUUUCCCCAAGACUCAGUUUGAAGAAACUGGUAAGUUUCACCGGCCAGAAUGGAAAAGUAUUCCUGGUAUCAAUAUCAUGGAACACAUUUACAGAGAACCAGAAAGGAAAAACAUCUACAACCCCACAAAGAUGAUCAUUAACCCUAGGAAUGUGAUACAAACCUCAGUGCAUUCUAGCCUGAAACACAUUGGACGGGUCUAUAAAGUUCCUUUCGAUGUGUGUCGGAUUGUUCAUGUGAGAAAACCAUUACAAAGAAGUCUUACCAAGGAGCAGUUAUUUGUUGACACACGAGUGUGGGAUUUUGAGCAAGAACUGAUACCAAAUGUGAAUAGAACCCUACAGUUAUCUGGUUUGUUGAAAAGUCAAGAGUAAUGCUUUUUUGUUGCACAUUCAUACAGUUAUCUAAUUAGUCAAUAAAAUCUAGGUACAUCAAAUAACAGAAUGAGGAAAAAUGUGAGAUCUCUGUGACAAUGAGCAUGGCACAGGUAUUGGUAAAAAAUUGGCUAGUAUUUCAGAAACUGCUCCUGAACUUUUCAUACACAAUAGUCUCAGACUCCACAGAUAACCACACUCACUGGACAUCUUUGUGUGCAUACUGCACUGACACUUUACAUACCGUAUUAUUUAUUGUCAUUACAUUUAUAUUUAUAUUUGACUUUUUCU